GGCUUAUGGCUUUUAAAGUUUAAAGAAGCCCAUUUCCGCAAUUGACAAACAAAAUCUUUUGAUAAGCUUCGUAUCCUCAGUUCCUCACUACGAACUUCGUUGUUUUCAUCAUCUAUUCUACACAGUUGUUCGUCAUCAGCAGAUGGAUGCGGGUUCAAACGGGGAAGAACCCAAAUCAUGGGAUGAGUUAUACAGCAUAGAUUUGAUGCCUUCAGAGUUGUUUUUGAAGUUCAGGGAAGAACUACAAGGAUUUCGAUUAGGUCUUAAUUUGGAGUUCUACAACGCCCCGAUGAACGAAUGCCAAGCAAAGCUGGUUGUGAAGCCAUUGUCAAACGAGCGAAGAUGGAAGUUCAUAUACGAGCCUUUACAUCAUGACAUACGCCUUGUUUCCAAGAAGAUUCCUCUAACCAAAUUCCUAAAUCUCCAGGUAGGAAUCGGACACAGCUUUCAGUUGCAUGCAACUGGUUGGAAAUGGAAGCUUACCACUUGUUUAGGUGGAGAUGGUAUAUCUCGUAUCAGGAACAAGACAUCUCUAGGGUUGUUCCCUGGUGUUGAUUUGAAAUUUGGAUGGAGGGCAGAUUAUGUGCUUCCAGAAUUCACAGGGGGUGUGGGGACUGGUGAACCAUUGAUUAACAUGAACUCUGGUAGAUUAGAAGCUUCACUUGACAGAAUUGAGACCAUUUUAACUCACAGAUCUUCAGGUGAUGAGAUGCAAGAUUUGGAAAUGGAGAAACAUGUCACUGGAACUAUAAAAUCUGAUAUGGAAGAAUAGUAGUGUUUGUAUAGGUUUUGAUACUUGAAAAGAAAAGGGUUAAAAGUCAAAUUCAGGUAAACUGUGAGAUCUGUGAAUUUUAGGUCACUAAGGGAUUGUUUCUUUUUGACUUAACGGGUUUAAUGAGUUGAGCAUUUAAUCCGAACAGCUAUACCUUUUUUUUUUUUGACUUAAUCUGGAGUGAAUGACUUACUUAACAGGUUAAGCAAAAAACUCGGCUUAAUGUAGUAAGAUGGUAUUCAUUUAUGUAGUAGUCCUUUUUCUUUCUUCUAACUCCUCUCAUGUUAGUAUAUUGUGAAAUUUGGUUUAUUGAAUGCAAGGUUAAAUUGAUCCUUUA
Lactuca sativa (garden lettuce) is the source of this 1109-nucleotide messenger RNA. RefSeq names its product OBP3-responsive protein 4 (ORG4) (gene ORG4). The record is from RefSeq and is a predicted model, not a curated record. Lineage: Eukaryota; Viridiplantae; Streptophyta; Magnoliopsida; Asterales; Asteraceae.